Nematostella vectensis (starlet sea anemone) is the source of this 1164-nucleotide messenger RNA. RefSeq lists its product as uncharacterized. The record is from RefSeq and is a predicted model, not a curated record. Gene Ontology annotation, biological process: DNA replication. Gene Ontology annotation, molecular function: nucleotide binding; DNA-directed DNA polymerase activity; DNA binding. Bases 1 to 1164 code for a protein of 387 amino acids. The transcript is spliced from 2 exons. NCBI's taxonomy places the organism in Eukaryota, Metazoa, Cnidaria, Anthozoa, Actiniaria, Edwardsiidae.
AUGCCAACGCCCUACAUACUCGCUUUUGAUGAGCUCAUCAUGGCCGCUGCAGGUCUUUACCCGUUUCAUGCGGCUAUCACUAUUGCAUCGUUGUCCAGUAGUAUAUUGCGCACCAAGUUUGUGGAGAAGACUAUUGGACUGAUACCCACGCGUGGGUACCGUGGCCACGACGUGCAAUCUCUGAAAGCAUUGCAGUGGUUGAAGUACAUUGAACAUCGCGAGGGAGAAAGAGUGUUUAUUCAGCAUGCCGGGAACCGUGGCGAAGUGCGCUUGGCAGGGCGGAUCAAGGUGGAUGGGUACGCCGAGUCUACCAAUACGGUGUAUCAGUACCACGGGUGUUUCUACCACGGAUACACCACGUGUUUCCAGCCUCAUAACGUCAACCCUUCGACGAAGACGUGCCAGUUUGAUGCGCAACUCAACACGCACCCCGAACUGCGAGCUCUCGUGGGGGAUGUCGAGCACGGAAAACCUCUUGAAGUCGUGAUGCUUUUUUCGGUGGAAGGACCAACGCGAUUCGACUGCAUUGCGAAGCCGACGUGGAGCAGGCCCGUGGGAGACCCUGAUGCGAUCAUUACCGAGAAUUUCGAAGAAGAUCUUCACGCGUACAAGGGACUGAUGAAGCUACGUGUUUUACCGUCUCGCGACCUAUUUUUCCCGGUCCUACCUGUUCGCGUCAACGACAAGUUGAUGUUCCCUUUGUGUCACUGGUGUGCCAAAGAGGAGGAGCAAGGCUCGUGCACGCAUUCGGACGAGGAGCUGGCGUUUACGGGAAUGUGGGCCCACCUCGAGAUUUACAAAUCUCUAGAAAAAGGCUAUCGCGUGAUUCGUGUGUACGAGGUGUGGCAUUGGGAGCGCUGGGCACGUCUGUUUAAAGAGUACAUCAAAACGUUUUUGAAGUACAAACAAGAAGCGUCUGGUUGGCCCGGCUGGUGCACCACCGACGCCGACAAGAUUCAGUACAUCGAUGAUUAUGAACGCCACCAAGGCGUUCGCUUGAAUCCUAGCAAGAUCGCGAAGAACCCGGGCCUUCGCUCCGUGGCAAAGAUGGAUCUGAAUUGUAUGUGGGGAAAGUUUGGAGAGCAGCCCAACCCCCAACGUACCGAGUACGUGGACGACCCCAAAGCCUACUUUCUCUGCUUAACAACGACGGUAUCGAAGUGA